CGGUGAGAGCUAGUCGUGGAGAGCGGACUUUAUCGUGCAGAGACUUAUUCGGGGUGCUCACUCGACGUGUCACAGGACUGCUCGACUUGAUUGGGCAUUAAUAAGCUAAAGUGACGGCAAUCAAACGCUCCGGGAGCUGGCCCGAUGUAAACCUCGGCGAGACAGUCUCCUCUCUCAAAAUCACCGGUAAUCGUCGUCCAGAUAGGACGGAAAGUGAGUUUGAAAAAUCAUCCAAAAGGAUAUAAAAAAGUCCCCAGUCGUCCUCGGGCCUUCGAUACCCCUCAACCUGGACUUUCCCUCCGCUUCCAAGAGACACCAUUGCGCCACCAGCCUAGUGAUUCGUUUUUGCUCCAUUUCCCUAUCGGCUAGAGGACAUAACGCGUCUGCAAUCCGCAGCUCAGCCGAAGUGGGUCGUCCUCUUCCGAUGACCCCGGAAGGUUCCGUUCAUCCUCGGGUCCCAGCAUCGCAAUGCACUUCCGGGAUGACGCCAGGUCGCCGGUGGGUGUUGCUUCUGGGGUUGUUGGGCUCGGCCUCAGGGACGUAUCCUGGACGAGCGUCCACCCUCGGAAGGACGACGUCCCCGCGCCUGCGCGACGCCGGCUGCGUGGACGUCUGCGCCGCGGAGUUUCGCACCCUGUGCAGGGCCGUCUGCACUCUCGGCGUCUCGGAGGCUCCUCAGUCUGGGGCCGACCUCGGCCACGGCGAGAUCUCCUCUCUGGACUGCCGGAAGCUGUGCCGGUGCGUCCCCGUGGAGGAGGCCGAGGAGUGUCGCCGCUUGCAGAGGGUAAGGCUCGCCGGAGAGGGAUGUCCUUGCGGCGCCUUCGAAGCGUCCUCGGACCGACUCGGAGUCCUGGAUCGACUGGGUCCGGGGGGUGAAAACCGACCCUCGACCCCGAAGACCUACCCCGAAGAGCAGACCGGGUUGAACCUCGUCCUGGGGGCCGGGGAGGAUGACAUGGAGCGCGUCCUGCGGUUCUUGUCCAUCGAGAGGGUUUGGCGAUCUCGCCUGUUCGAGGACCCACGCGUUGAGGUCUCCGGCCUCGCCAGGACCCGCGAGCGGAGACCGCCCUCGGAAUCCUUGGACCUGGAUUCCCAAAUAGACGGUAGGGAUAACUUGGGAGUCGGUGGAAGUCUCCUUGACAUUCUGGACGCCGAUCUGCCGGUCGGGGAGAAUCUGCUCGAAGAUGCUGCCGGAAAUGGCAUCGUUCCUCCCGAACCACCGGGAAACGAUAAUGGCGUCAACUGGGAAAUGUGGUGCAUGGUCCAAUGCGGAAGCGGGAAUGGCGGCAGUGCUUGCAACUGCGAUAUCAUUCCUUGAACCAGGAAUAUGUGGAUUAACUUAUCGUAACGUUUCGGUGGCUUGUAUGAAAUAUCGUUUGCUUGGAUCUGAUACACGAUGGGCGGAAUUCAACUCGGUGAUGCUCUUGUAUUUCGGGCUUUGUAUGUUUAUGGACCAAUUGGGAUAUGCAUAUCAUAGUAGAAAAUUGCAUAUCGGUGGGAUUGAUUUUUUUCCAAGAGUUUGAUACUUGGAAUAUAUGAUGGAGAUAUCAGAGGCCGAUGGAGUGGUCGCGGGAUUAUUUUGCAGAAACUGUAGAAGGAAAACACCGCAAGGCCCGAUGUUGACUUAUUUAAAAAAUGAAUUGCGGGUCGGAAUCGACAUGCGAGCGGGACGAUUAUUACUGGGAGUACGGUGUAAUGUAUGAUCCAGGAUAACAAUGGAAAUGUCAGUAGAAGACCCGACUGCGACAUUAUACCCAGGAAUGGAGAUUCGUCAGAAAUGAAUUUACAUAUCCUUUUAGCGUUAGGAGUCGUUCUGGUCGGUUCGCCGGGUCGAUUGGUAAAUUUCGUUCGAUAGUGUUGCAAUUAUUUUCAAGAAGUACCAAAAUCAAGCUAAAAUUACAGGAGGCGAUUUUCAAGAAAUCUCAAGGCUUAUAGAUAAAUAGAGCAACUGGAAUUACCUUCGCUUAUACAACGUCCAUCAUCCUCGAAAAUGAUAGCAAGGAUGUUAUCACAAGUUAGAUUCUUCAUCAGAUCAUUAAUAUCUGGAUUAACAUGUAAAUAAAAAAAAAAAAUGCUCUCAAGGCUUCGAGAAAUUUGCCAAUCGGACGUAAACUGCGCUUCGUCAAUCGUAGAUUGUUUAUGUUCAACUCAUACCUUGAAAUCUUUUUAAGAGGUAGCGGAUAAGAGCGUGAAUAUUAAACAUCAUUACUUUCCCUGAUUACUUAGGCUUAGCGUUGCAAAACCGACGCCGGAGAUGGUUAUCCAUUUUGCAAUUGAAUUUACGUCUAGCGUAGUUUUAAGGUACUUUAGCGAAUCUAUGCUGCUUGGCGCCAUUAUUUAAUUACGUCAAGGGAUUAUAAGUAAGUGUCUCAUAAAUUGUCUAUACUUUGCGUCUCUCGAGGACGAGAAAUGUCGAGCCUUAAUGUUUAACCUUAACAAUGGGAGUUAGGAUAUAAUUUCAACCCGUAGAUUAAUGGCGACCAAGUCGUCCGAUUUUGUAUAUCUAUAUCUCCUAGCGUGUUAACACGACCGCGGGUGUGCAAUAUGUGUAUUAUGCAAUAAACCAUACAUGUACUAUCCACGCGCGAAUGCAUAUACCAAUUGUGCUCUGUACUUGUAUUCGCGAGUGGUCGCUAAGGUUAGGUUAGGUUAAGACUUUUCGCAGUAUAUUAACCGCGCACCUUUUUGCACAAUGUUAAUAAACGCGAGACACAAAAUCCAAGUCUUCCAGAUUGACAUAGCGACGUCGAUUGCGAUUCCUCGUAAUCCCUAUCGGCGUAGCGAUUAGUUAAUAAGUUAACGGCGGCCAAUAUGGCGCCGAUUUGCAUAUUUUAAUUUUUAAUAAGGCCACGCCACCGAACAAGUUGUGACGCGACAAUAAAACGUAGAUUUUAGUAAGCCCUUGCGAAGCGUCGAUUACUCGGAGGGAAUUAUACAGACCGGUCCAGAGAAUUUUUUAAUGUUUAAACAAUCGUUCCUGUAUCAUUCCAUCCGCGUGUCGUGCCUUUUCGACAUCGAGCCUCGAACGCGAAAAGAAUUUUCACUUAUCCCCUUAACAUUAUUCCUGGAUUGUCCACGUAAGGUGAAUAAAGGGUUAGACGAUAGCUUUGUUAAACAAUGCAGUUUUGUUAAAUGCGGUUCUCGAUGUCGGAAGGGCAUUCGCUUAAGAGCCUUGAUAAUUCAUUGCGAAGGUCGCGGAUGUAAGCGCACUUUUGUCUGUAAAUAUUUAUAUGGGAAAAGAGAAGAAAAGAGAAAAAAAGAACAACCGGAACGACAAUAUCAUUAUUAGAGAGUAAGAUUGCAAAUGCGACUCUAAGAUGGAACAUCGUCGCCCGAAUAUCAUAAAGUUGCAUGCGUUGGAUUUUUAUACUAUACUAGAUUUAGUCAUGCCAUUUUACAAUUUAUUCUAUACUCUUGGUGAGGGUACGAUAAUUCAUAAUAAUCGAUAAGGGUCUUCCUCGGGAUUCAAUAAUAGGGAUGCUUCCCUCUUACUGUCACUCUGACUUUUUAAUUCUAUAUGCUCAUUUUUUUUAUGUGACAGGGAUCACUCGAGUCGUGUAAAUAACGUGAUAAAUAAUUAUCUGGUAUCGAGGCCGUUACUAAUCUUUUGUCACCCUGUAUAAUAAAGGAUGUGGUAAUUGGAA
Molecule: messenger RNA, 3644 nt
Organism: Orussus abietinus
Lineage: Eukaryota; Metazoa; Arthropoda; Insecta; Hymenoptera; Orussidae
Exons: 3
Coding region: 425-1318 (297 amino acids)
Source: RefSeq, a predicted model, not a curated record